UGCUGAGGGGGUCCCUAGGCUGGAAGUGGGAAGGCGCUGAGGCAGGCGCGCGGCGGACAGGCCUGGAGGGGGCGGGUUCGCGCGCGCCUCGGAGCCUUCCGCCCUGCCAGAGGAGAGGUCACGGCGUGGAGCCGCCGCUGCCACCGCUACCACAGUGAAGUGUGAGCCCUGGGCUGCGGUCAUGUCCUACUGCCGGCAAGAAGGUAGGGAAGGGAAGGAUCGAAUCAUAUUUGUGACCAAAGAAGACCAUGAAACUCCAAGCAGUGCCGAGCUGGUGGCUGAUGAUCCCAAUGAUCCUUACGAGGAGCAUGGAUUGAUCCUGCCCAAUGGAGACAUUAAUUGGAACUGCCCCUGCCUUGGGGGCAUGGCCAGUGGCCCCUGUGGGGAACAAUUCAAGUCGGCCUUUUCCUGCUUCCACUACAGCACGGAGGACGUCAAGGGGUCAGACUGUGUGAACCAGUUCCGGGCCAUGCAGGAAUGCAUGCAGAAGUACCCUGACCUCUAUCCCCAAGACGAGGAGGAGGAAGAAGAGAAGAAGAAGCCAGGAGAACAUUCGGAAGAGACCGCGCCUACCGAGGUCACCGCAACCAAAGAAAAGGAAGGCUCGAGCUAAUGAAGGCUGAGCUGCUGCACCGGGCUCCGAGCCUUCCCCCUCAGAGUGAUAUGGACCUUCAGCAAAAUGCCUUUCGGUCACUCUCCAAGAAAGCAUCUUUUUCUCUAUUGUUCUGUGCACUGUAAUACAAAAGUAACUUAUUUUGAUGAUCAGGGGUCUUGGCCCUUUGACAUAUACACUGAAAAAAUAGGGUUUAUAUGUAUGUGUGUCUUACAUGAUUUUAUCGGUGAAUGUAGCUGCCUCUUUUGAAAUCUCUUCUUCAAAUAACCUCAGAUUUUGCCACUUUGGAAUAAUGUGCUGAAUAUUCUCAGCAACCAAAAAUCAUUACCUAGGAGUGUCUUUUAUGAGUGAGCUGAUUUAUUCUGAUUCAUUUCCUUCCUUUUAGUAGAUUUUAUACCUGUUUGGAAAUGAAAUAGAAAUAGAAACAUCUUCCUGUAAAAAUGCUGGAAGGGGGCCAUUCCUAACACAAGAAGCCAGGUAAUCAGAUACUUAUUUCUCAGAAACCACCUUCACCUUGAGUAUACGAGGAGGGUACUAUGCUUCGUUGCUGAUACAUUUCGGUUUCCAUUUUUACAUUGAGCUCCAGGUUUUUCUGUUUAGAAAGUGGAGCUUUGGACCCUCCGAUUCAUAGUCCCUUUCCCAAAGGAAAAGCUGGGUUUUGCUGUUCUUCUUCCAAAGGCCCUGGUUUGGGGCUUGGUGUUCACACUGGCUCUGUCUCAGCCUGUCCAGAUGCAGAGUUCUUGAGAGGUGGGACCUACUUCUUACCAAAGUAGCAGCCGAGAAGGAAAUGUGAAUUAAGUAGUCAAUUAAAAGAAAAACAUGGUUUUUA
Phyllostomus hastatus (greater spear-nosed bat) is the source of this 1442-nucleotide messenger RNA. It is a transcript of the gene CHCHD4, whose product is annotated as coiled-coil-helix-coiled-coil-helix domain containing 4. The coding region runs from base 182 to 613 and encodes 143 amino acids. The transcript has 3 exons. The record is from RefSeq and is a predicted model, not a curated record. Gene Ontology annotation, biological process: protein import into mitochondrial intermembrane space. Gene Ontology annotation, molecular function: protein-disulfide reductase activity. NCBI's taxonomy places the organism in Eukaryota, Metazoa, Chordata, Mammalia, Chiroptera, Phyllostomidae. Gene Ontology annotation, cellular component: mitochondrial intermembrane space.